Daldinia caldariorum is the source of this 1114-nucleotide messenger RNA. RefSeq lists its product as uncharacterized. NCBI's taxonomy places the organism in Eukaryota, Fungi, Ascomycota, Sordariomycetes, Xylariales, Hypoxylaceae. The transcript has 5 exons. Gene Ontology annotation, biological process: mycotoxin biosynthetic process. Bases 260 to 1030 code for a protein of 256 amino acids. The record is from RefSeq and is a predicted model, not a curated record.
GCCUGAUCGCAUCCUACACGCUUGACAUGCAUUUGUAAAGUAUCUAAGGGCUCCUAUGUAUCGUCGAACAGGGGGACAUGACUCUCGCAUCCAAUUGCUGCCAAUCUUUUCACUCACUGAGGCGGUGCAGGUGCAGCUUGCGAUUGCCCGCUCUUCGGGAAGUUCCUGAUUUUUUUGUGCCUUAAUCAUUUGACCCCAAGGCGUUGCCUGAACUGGCAGUUUCUCUUCUACUCACUUAUUGCUUUCAACUCCUUUCAAUAUGGCGUCGUCACAGAGCUAUCACCGGCUAUACUCUACUGGAAAAGAGGAUGACUCGGAGCAUGAGGAACUCAAUAGUGGUCCAUCGAUCUACCACCAGAACCAUCAGAAGGUCCAAAUUAUGAUCAUUGCACUUCUCGUUGUCUCAAAUGUUACCUUCGCCGGUCUCUGGCUCGCGUCCUGGAUGCACCGCGCACAUCUGAAAUCGUCGGAUUGUGUGCGGCCUCAAUUGACAUAUUCUCCAGCUACUAGCGCUAUUCGGUACGAGAAGAAGCGCCUUUGGCGAGAUAUUGACGGACCUAACCCCUUUACUGGCAAGCCUCGGCCAGAGUUCGACCAAGCAUGGCGAGAUAUCAUAGCGCCCAUCACUAUAAAAGUUUCCGAUAGCGAGCUUGCGCGUUUUAGCGAGGGCGACAGCACGAUCGCGUUUAAAGAUGGCUCUGGAUACAUUGCCGAGAUGGCAGUAUACCACGAAUUACAUUGUAUUAAACGCGUGAGGCGCCAUCUGAACCUUAAUCUUUACUACCCAAACUUGACGGAAGUAGACCGCCAGAAGGAAGAUGCACACAUCGACCACUGCCUUGAAUACUGGAGAGAAUCUGCCAUGUGUCGAGGUGAUACCACUCUGGGAACUUUCUUCUGGAGAGAUGGAGUGCCGACUUCAAGAGUGUAUACAGACAAUGAGUGCGUCGAUUGGUAUGCGCUCGAUCAUUGGGCGAGGCAAAGGAUGGUUAAUAUGACAGACUAUUCCCAAUUUAAAAGGGAUGGCUGAGCUGAUAUAUAAGGAUUAACCCCACUGUACUUCGAACAGAAAUUAAUACCAGUCAAGAAGUUAUUAAACGAAGUACAUCUAACA